GCGGCGCCGGCGGUUCGUCCCGCCGCGCCAGGUCCGCGUCGUCGCGGUACUCCGCCGAGAAGCCCAAGAGGAAGAAGGCGGGCAUGUCCAAGAGCGCCGGCACCUCGCUCGUCUCCAUCCCCACCGCCAUCAAGCUGUCCAUGCUCAACAGCGGACUGCUCUCGCUGUCCUCCGAGGAGCACGGCGUGCUGUCCACCGUGCCGUCCGACCCGGUGCCGGUGGCUCGCUUCCAGAAGCUGUGCGACCAGCGGAGGAAGUUCCCCGUCCUCUUCCGGGUCGAGUUCCAGACUGCUGCCAAAGUGGAAGUGCAUUCGUGCAGACACGCGAACAAGGCUGUGAACCGAGACAAGAACCAAACCGUCAAAUGCGUGCCAUAUGACUACAACCGGGUGGUCCUGGACCCGUCCAAGUCCUGCGCCACCGGGGACUACAUCAACGCCUCCCACAUAGACAGUAUGCUGAAGCCCAACGCAUACAUCGUGACGCAGGGGCCGACGGAGACCACGGUCACGGACUUCUGGUGCAUGGUGUGGCAGGAGCGGGCCUCCUGCAUCGUCAUGCUCACCAAGACCUUCGACUUCAUCAAGGUGAUGUGCCUGCAGUACUGGCCGCCCACGAUGGACCACCCGGAGCGCUACGGCGACAUGGAGAUCACCGUGCUCCGGGAGGAGGAGCUGGCCAACUUCCACAUCCGCACCCUCAAGGUCGUCCGCUUCAACAGGAUACUGCCCCCCGCCGGGGAGAACACCCUGGACGGACAACAUUCCGAGCUGGCAAAGGAGGAGAUCCUGGAGGAGCGCACCCUGCUCCAGUUCCACUACACUGAGUGGCCCAGCCACACGUGCCCUUUCUCCAACUCCAUCCUGGAGUUCCGCCGGCGCGUCCGCAUGGUGGUGGCCUCGCAGCGGCAGGGCGAGCAGGGGCCCUGCGUCGUCCACUGCAGCGACGGCGCCGGCCGCUCCGGCGUGUACCUGGCGAUCGACGCCAACCUGGAGCUGGCCGAGGAGGAGGACUGCUUCGACGUGUUCGGCUACCUCAAGAAGCUGCGGCAGUCCCGCAAGGGGAUGAUAGACAACGUGGACCAGUACAAGUUCGUGUACGACACCCUGGAGGAGCACGCCAUCUGCGGCCCCAGCUGGUUCCCCGUCAAGGAGCUCUCGCAGCGACUGCGCGCCAAGGGCCAGCGGGGCACCAACAAGCUCAGCGAGUACCAGCGCGAGUACCAGCUCAUCUGCAAGCAGACGCCGCGGUUCACCAUCGGGGACUGCGCCGGCGGACACCGCGGGGACAACCGGGAGAAGAACAGGGACGUCCUCGUCGUGCCGCCGGACAACUCGCGGCCAUACCUCACAUCAUUCCAGGGAAACAACUUCACCGACUACAUCAACGCCGUGUUCGUGGACGGCUACACCAAGCCCAGAGAGUACAUCGUGACGGAGUGGCCCCUCAAACACACGCAGGGCGACCUGUGGUCCAUGGUGUACGACUACGAGGCCGCCGCCGUGGUGGUGCUGUGCGUGCCGCCCAAGAACUCGCAAACCUACCCGCCGUUCUGGCCGGAGGGCAGGCACUCCAAGAAGUACGGCCCGGUGUUCACCAUCGACCACAUCUCCCACAACGAGUACUCCAACAUCCGCACGUGGGUCUUCCGCAUCAACAAGAAGAUCGUGUCCCUCACGGAGCUGAUGGCGGGCGUCAAGGCGCCGCCGCGCCGCGUGCAGCUGUUCCAACUCACGUGCUGGCCCAUGGACCACAAGGUGCCCACCUCCACCAACUCGCUGGUCGAGCUCAUGAACAUGGUGGAGCGGUGGCGGCAGCGCUGCGACUACGGGCCCGUCGUGGUCAUCAGCCAGGACGGCCACAGCCGCAACGGGGUGUACUGCGCGGCGAACGCGUGCAUCGAGCAAGUGAUCCAGCACGGCGAGGUGGACGUCCUGCAGGCCGUGAGGACGGUGCGCCGCCACCGGCCGCAGCUCCUCAGCAGCAUGACGGAGUACAAGUACUGCUACGACUUGGUGCUGCACUACGUCCUCCACUACCUCAACAAGGAGGUGGAGGCCGCGAGCAAGAAGUGAGGACUCCACCGCAAGUCCUCUGGUCCUCUUUCUUCCUCCGAGUGGAUGUCUCCCGCCCGGUCCACACAGUGUGGCACACACUGCGGCCUUGCUGGAGCCGCGGCAGCCCGAGAGGCCGGACAGCGAGGGGACAUUCCGAAUCCGGAGGCGUGGAUUCGUCGCAGGGCCCCUCUCACAUCAUCCUCAGGUGCAGCGCAAGCUGAGAGGAGAGAGGUGCAGAUGGACACUUUCCAGGAAUGGAGGGUGGGAAACCAAGGCCAUGAUCAUCCCCAACACCUGUGUCAAGUGGUGCCACACAACUGAGAACUUUUCAGACGUUGUGUAGAAAUGUGUCGAUUUAUCUCCUGUUGCGAUUGUUGAGAUAAUUUGUUCGUCCAGCAGAGGGUCACGACAAGAACCAAUUCAUUGUUUCUGCACCACUUAAGCAUUUCCUUUGCCAUUUUACUUUGUAUUUUAUCUAGAUUAAGUUAUUCCAGUUAAUUAAUCAUCAAGUAUAAGAGCCUAUUUCGUCGGUUAAGUUUUGCUCAAAUAUGUGAAGUGGAUAUACAUUGUUAUAAUGAACAGCAAAUUAAGAACAGUAAAGAUAAGAAAAACAGCAAA
Molecule: messenger RNA, 2675 nt
Organism: Thrips palmi
Lineage: Eukaryota; Metazoa; Arthropoda; Insecta; Thysanoptera; Thripidae
Gene: Ptp36E
Product: receptor-type tyrosine-protein phosphatase kappa
Exons: 16
Coding region: 84-2075 (663 amino acids)
Biological process (GO): protein dephosphorylation
Molecular function (GO): protein tyrosine phosphatase activity
Source: RefSeq, a predicted model, not a curated record